CCACCCCUAUUCCCGCCCAUGGAUGGAACAGGCGGGCUUCAUUCUGCUUUCGCUGAGCGCAGGGGAGAGAGGUACCAUUCUUUUUGCGGGGGCGAAGUUGGAGCAGACCUCUAAAUUGUGAAUCCCUCCCUUAGAAGCCAUGGGCAGGCCUAGGAAAGCUUCUGCUGAUGUCUCGUCCCCACGACCUGCUGCCACAGCGCCCAAAGUAGCCCCAUCUGCUCCUCCGUCUUCUGCUUCCUCCAAAUCAAGUUCUGCAAACCGGGGAGCUAAGGCCACCUCAGCUGCCAAAAGCGAAGGUGUCAGACAAGGGGGAAAGCAAGCGUGUACCCCAAGUCUCAGAGGAGCAGACCAAACAAGAUCCACAACUACAUACGAUGGGGAGCAAGGAGAUGGGUGGAGUGGCCGUGCAACAAGAGCCAAGACCUCCACGGCUGCUGGAGGAACCAGGUCUUCUGCCAAAUCUGCUGGUAGCACUCCGCAGGCAGCUCCAAAAUCCCAAGGCAAAUCUGCUCAAACUCAAGGCAAAUCAGUUCACCUGCCAACUCCGCUCCCUACAGAGAAGGUGGCUGAAAUAGAGAGGGAGACUCGUGGUCAGCGGACCAACCCAGAAUGGUACCAGUGGAGGGAGAACCGCAUCACGGCCUCCGUGGCUCCCAAAAUCGCCAACAGCAAGUUUGCCAAUGGACGGACCUCCGAGGUGCCUCAGUCUUACCUGAAAGAUGUGACGCGGUCGGGCCCCCGGGUUCAGACUCCGGCCAUGUCUUGGGGGAUCCGGAACGAGAAGAAAGCCGUCGAGUCCUACGAAGCCCUCAAGUCCCGCGAGAGCCGCCUGGCCGUGAAAGUGGAUGACUGCGGCCUCUACAUCGACAAAGAGAAGCCCUGGCUGGCAGCCAGCCCCGAUGGGAUUGCCAAGGAAGCCAAAACCGGCAAGGAGAUUGGGAUUGUGGAGGUCAAGUGCCCUUACAAGCACAGAGAUAAGACGGUGACGGAGGCCUGCAAGGACAAAGCCUUCUGCCUGGAGAAGAAGGGGGAUUCCUACGCGCUGAAAAAGACGCAUCCCUAUUACACCCAGGUGCAGUGCCAGAUGGGAGUCACUGGCCUUGACAAAGCAGACCUUGUGGUUUACACCAACAAGGAGACUGCAAUUGCCCCGGUCGAUUUCGAUCCAGCUUUCUGGGAGAAUACGGUUCCCAAACUGGAGAAGUUCUACACCGAGGCCGUCAUCCCUCAUGUGCAGGAGGAGAAAAGUGUUGCGGCAUGGGCUAAAGAAGAGUAAAGCUGCCGAGAGAUCCCAGAGCUUGGAAAUGGUUAUUUGUUUGGAUUGUGACUCCCAAAAAUACUGGGCAGUGUAGUUCAAAAUGUAAUUUUCCUAAGCUUUGAGGAAUCUGUAGCUCCUCUCUGUUUACAAGAGAAGCCUUCAGCCUUGAAACUGAACUUUGAUACCUUAACCUAGCAGUAUGAAAAGCUGAUCGCCUUUUGUGCCUUAAUAGAUGUCUUUGCAAAUAGUUCGAGAAAGCCUCCUGUAUUGCCACCAUUUUCACUUGCUUGACUAUCGGAUUUGCAAGGAAAUUACAUUAGAUAAUUGGUGACUGGGUUUAUGCUUUGUCCAUGGUGAAUAUGUCCAUUGCACUUGUUGUGUCUGGACGAGGCAAAAGUUUCUGUAGUUGCCUUUCUGCUUAUCUGGUGGCAAAAAUUUCCUCCCAAAUUUAAAAUUCUUGCUAUUGCCAAAGGGAAAAAAAAGCAAUUAUAUGAUGUAUUCUUAUCUGGUGGCAAAAGUUUCCUCCCAAGUUUAAAAUUCUUGCUAUUGCCAAAAAAAUAAAAUUAAAAUAAAAUUAAAAAAAGGAAACGUAUGAUGUAUUCUUAUCUGGUGGCAAAAGUUUCCUCCCAAGUUUAAAAUUCUUGCUAUUGUCCAAAAAAGAACAAAUGUUUGAUAUAUAACUGUAGAUAUUGCAUACUGAAUAGGGUGAGAUAAUUCCUUUUUCACAUUGUAUACAUUUGAAUAGUUAUUUCUGAUGCUUUGAUAUUGUCUAAGAGGGUGAUACACGCCCAUUUGAGUACAGGAGAACCGCCAUCUUGCCUUUGAAGCUCAAUAAGCCUAAGCAUCCAUUUUUUCAUAUUUACCAAACCAGAUUUAAAGAAUUUGCAGUUUUUUGAUCCAGAGCUUAGUUUUGAGUUGCUCUGGAAAUGGGAUGCAGCUGAGCUGACAGGUUAACUUGUGGAGGACUGUUGUAUUUUUCCAUGGCUCCUGUUGUACAAAAUGAAGCAAAUAUCCCAAUAAAAAUAUUUACUUUAGGCAA
Molecule: messenger RNA, 2297 nt
Organism: Anolis sagrei ordinatus
Lineage: Eukaryota; Metazoa; Chordata; Lepidosauria; Squamata; Anolidae
Source: RefSeq, a predicted model, not a curated record